CUUCACCCUGUUCAUGAGAACGAAGACCUCCCUGCCAUACAAUUGAGGCAGCAAAUCUUCCCUCCACCGCUGCGAAGCCCGCCUUGACUUUCGCAACCAAACAUACACUUCCUGCCACCAACGAUCAACACAAUCUAGGCACCCUUUCCUGCCACCAUGUCCGACUCAAGUGAAUACUGCGGAGACACGUUCGAGCGGUUCAACGACCUCUCUAUAGAAUUACACUCGAGGGUCUGGAAGAUGGCAUCUUUCAUUCCUAGAACCGUGAGCAUCGAGUCGGACAUGCGCUUCUCGAACCGCCACAACAUUGAUAUGCCCCACGACAUGCCUACUGCCUACACAACCUCAAGUGGUGUGCCGGCAAUACUCCACGUCUGCCAAGAAUCACGAAACGAGGCACUGAAGCACUACAGCUUGGAACUAGGAUCUCACUUGGAAUUGAGUACUAGAGGUAGUAUAGGACGCAGAUACACUUUUUUCAUCCCGCCCACCAUAUACAUCAACUGGACGGUAGAUACACUUUACGUGCCGCGUGUUAUUGAACUUAUCUAUGAGGACAGCCCAAACUUCGUCGAGCUAUUUGAAUCCAGAGGCCUGACUUCGCUUGCUCUGUAUGCCGAUGCAGAGAUGGUUGAUUUUGCGUUCAGCAUUCUCCCAGUGCGAGGAGCUUUGAAGGAAAUCAUCCUGUUGUCGUGCUCAGCAGACCUGGCUGAGAAGCUUGGGAUUAUUGACUUCGUCGACAUCAAAGAGAUACCUCAAGAUCCAGACUGGCGCAAGAUUGGGGGACUUAUCGAGAAUCCCGAAGGCCAGGGCGCGUGGAACUCGAUGCUGGAGGGUGACCAUAGAGAUCUGCUUGCUUAUCUAGGAUAUCCAUCGAGUGAGCGUACUACUUCUCUGCCCAAACUUCGCCUCUGCGAGGUCAAGCGCUGACUAUCUUCUGAUGGUGGUGGAGACAUGUAUCGAAGUCCUUGUAGGCUGGCAAGUUCUCAGCUUUGGGGUCUCAAGCGUAAGCACAAUGGGUGGCAGAGAGUACUACACCACAGCGUCUAGCUGUAAGGAUACCAGUGUGACUUUGCUGACAAGGCGUCUUAAAAGUUGCUCAAAUUGUAGAUUGUUAGCUGGCAUGGAGGCAUAAGGAAC
Molecule: messenger RNA, 1140 nt
Organism: Mollisia scopiformis
Lineage: Eukaryota; Fungi; Ascomycota; Leotiomycetes; Helotiales; Mollisiaceae
Exons: 2
Coding region: 157-930 (257 amino acids)
Source: RefSeq, a predicted model, not a curated record